This is a messenger RNA of Gadus macrocephalus (Pacific cod), 3868 nucleotides long. It is a transcript of the gene pou3f1, whose product is annotated as POU class 3 homeobox 1. Lineage: Eukaryota; Metazoa; Chordata; Actinopteri; Gadiformes; Gadidae. Gene Ontology annotation, molecular function: RNA polymerase II cis-regulatory region sequence-specific DNA binding; DNA-binding transcription factor activity, RNA polymerase II-specific. Gene Ontology annotation, biological process: brain development; regulation of transcription by RNA polymerase II. The record is from RefSeq and is a predicted model, not a curated record. Bases 560 to 1849 code for a protein of 429 amino acids. The transcript has a single exon. Gene Ontology annotation, cellular component: nucleus.
GGACAAUAACUACACACGCACAGGGGGCGCUUUGAUUCGGAGCCUUCAGACGUCCCGCACGUCACCACGCCGUCCAGAUGUUGAUCACGCGCCUCUUGAUAAUUGGGCUCGCGCUGUUGAUCAUCGACCGGGAGAGUAACAAGGAUAAAUCACAAGAGCAGUCCGUGACCUGUGCGCGCGGCGCUGAGUGGGGGUCAGUCCCCCGCGCUCCCCCGCGUGGCUGUUUGCUAAACAACCCGACGGAGCUCUAAAGCCUCCUCGCGCCCCGCUGCCCCGCAGGGAAGGAUGUUGGGGGGGGGGGCAGACCGAGGGAAACAAAAGCCCGCCUGGGAACCGGGUCCCAAAACUCGACAGAAACCCGACAGAACCCGGGUGGUUCAGGCGCGGGGAGUGAACUUAAAGAACCGCGUUAAAGAGGAUCUCAAUAAAAAGAGAACUUCGCUUUCUGCUCUCCCGCCCGGCUUGAGCGCGGCUCAAUUGUGUGCGUAAAAACGCGCCUCGCUCUGCGUCCUCGCGACGAAGCUGCACCUCUCUCUGUGCUCGAAACGGCGAGGAGCCAAUGCACGCGCAGCGGAGGCGUGUCCUCUCCUCCUCCUCCUCGCGCCUCUCCAAGACCUCCCCGUGCAGGUCGGGUCGCUCCGGCUCUAAAGCCUCGAGACCGCCUCAGCUCGUCAGUGUUCAGAGUGGCGCCAUGGCGACAACAGCUCAGUACAUCCCGCGGAACUCCUCGCUGCCGUCCAACCCGCUCAUGCACCCGGACUCCGACCGCAUGCACCAGGGCACCACGUACCGCGAGGUGCAGAAGAUGAUGCACCACGAGUACCUGCAGGGGCUCGCGGCCACCAACACGGGCCACCCCAUGAGCCUCACGCAUCACCAGUGGCUGCCGGGCGGCGGGAACACAGACUGGACCACCGCCACACACAUCCAGCACGAGCACAAGCCCAGCGUGCCGCGCGAGGACCUGGGCGGCGGCGGCGGCUUCCACCACAGAGCGCACCUCGUGCACCAGCAGCAGACCCACAACAACCAGGGCCACCACGGGCACGCGUGGGCGCCCGCCGCGGCCCCCGCGCACCACCUGUCCCCGCUGCCCGGGCCCGUGGGCUCCGGCGGGCACGGGCCGCUCGUGUACGCGCAGCCCGGCUACACCAACCUGAACGCCAUGCUGAGCCCGGGUGCGGGCGGCGCGCUCCACCACGGGGGCAUGCACGAAGACACGGGGCCCGGGAGCCUGCACGAGGCGCAGCUGGAGUCCCCCGGCGGGGGGGGCUUCGGCCACCACGCGGACCACUCGGACGAGGACGCGCCGAGCUCGGACGACCUGGAGCAGUUCGCCAAGCAGUUCAAGCAGCGGCGCAUCAAGCUUGGCUUCACGCAGGCCGACGUGGGGCUCGCGCUGGGCACGCUGUACGGGAACGUGUUCUCGCAGACCACCAUCUGCCGCUUCGAGGCGCUGCAGCUCAGCUUCAAGAACAUGUGCAAGCUGAAGCCCCUGCUCAACAAGUGGCUGGAGGAGACGGACUCCAACACCGGCAGUCCCACCAACCUGGACAAGAUUGCGGCGCAGGGCCGGAAGCGGAAGAAGAGGACGUCCAUCGAGGUGGGCGUGAAGGGCGCGCUGGAGAACCACUUCCUCAAGUGCCCAAAGCCGUCCGCGCACGAGAUCACGUCCCUGGCGGGCACGCUGCAGCUGGAGAAGGAGGUGGUGCGCGUGUGGUUCUGCAACCGGCGGCAGAAGGAGAAGAGGAUGACCCCGGUGGGGGUCCCGCACCCCAACAUGGAGGACGUGUACUCCCAGGCAGAGACCCCCCCUCUCCACCACUCGCUGCAGAGUCCGGUGCAAUGACUGUUCUCGUGACCCCCGCCUCGUGGGGGGGGGGGGGACAGACUAUGAUGGAGUUUACCCCAUUUAACUUCUGCUUUUGUUGUGCUUUCUAUUUCCGGGAAAGUGAAAGAGGACACGGAGGGUGAGCUGGACGGAGAGUCACUCUCUCACUCUCUCACCCGGACUGUCGCGGGGACCAUGAGAGAGACUAAAUACCGCUUUAUCUGAACUGAUGCGUUAGAACGAAACAAAGUUGUUUAUUUACCAAAAGUCUACGGAGGAGCCACGGGGACCGCCCGUCCCGGGCUGUGGUUGCCGGGGGACGUUUGGCGGAGCGGAUCACUAAAGAUGAACUGUUUGUUCCGAGGCCUCGAGGUCCAGACCCUACGGUCUGUCGUUCUUUGUUCUAAUGAGUGUGACGGUGUUUUGGUUUCAUUUAACUUCAGUGUGUCCCUCUCCUCGUCGAAGUAUUUCACUUGGUCGUGGUGGUUCAGAUCAGCCCCGGGUCCCGGGUUAAGUCGUCCCGAGUCCCGGGUUAAGGCGUCCCAGGUCCCGGGUUAAGGCGUCCCAGGUACCUGGUUAAGGCGUCCCGGGUCCCGGGUUAAGGCGUCCCAGGUCCCGGGUUAAGGCGUUCCAGGUCCCGGGUUAGGGUGUCCCGGGCACCGCGCUCCGUGGCCGGGCUGGGGGACACGACGUGGCGCGCGGCUCCGACACUAAAUCCUCCCACUAACACUCCCAGUACUCCGAGUACUAAAGCCUCGCUCCCAGUACUAACGCCUCGCUCCCAGUACUAGAGCCUCGCUCCCAGUACUAAAGCCUCGCUCCCAGUACUAACGCCUCGCUCCCAGUACUAGAGCCUCGCUCCCAGUACUAAAGCCUCGCUCCCAGUACCAACGCCUCGGUCCAGGACCGAUCCGGUCCCAGAUGAGGAGCAGGACGACAGCCUUAACAAAGAGCUCAGCUCGAGACGGGAGGGCCACGGAUUAUUAUUAUGAUGAAAGGGCCCCACGGAUUAUUAUUAUUAUUAUGAAAGGGCCCGACGGAUUAUGAUUAUUACAAUAGGGCCAAGCAGAUUUGUAUUACGAUAUUAUUACGGUUAUUAUUCACACGCAUUUUGUUGUCUUUUCUGGGUUCUUUGUUUUUAUGAUUAUAAUUAUUAAUAUUAUUGUGAUUUUUCAUUUGCAUGCAGCACUUAUUUCUUUAGUUGGUAUUUAAUUUUAUAAAAUUGGUAAAAUUGUAACGCUGGUGUCGUUCGGCUAAAAAGAUUCGCCUUGUUUACAACCGGUCGGUGUCACCCGAGGGUGAUGUGGUCUCAACCCAGGGGCUGUUGUCUCAACCAGGGUGCCGUCAUCUCUCUCAGCUCUCCUCGCAACACUUCAACAGAGAUUGGUCCAAUAAGAGUCGAUAUCUCAGGUAACUUCCAGCUCCCCGUGUCUCCAUCUCCCGUCCUGAGAGUCUUAUUAGAACCAGUGAGACUGGUGCGUAAAGGACCAGUCUUAUUAGAACCAGUAAGACUGGUGAAGGACCAGUGUUAUUAGAACCAGUGAGACUGGUGAAGGACCAGUGUUAUUAGAACCAGUAAGACUGGUAAAGGACCAGUCUUAUUAGAACCAGUAAGACUGGUAAAGGACCAGUCUUAUUAGAACCAUUAAGACUGGUGAAGGACCAGUCUUAAGACCAUUCUGCGCGUAAAGGAAUUAAAGGGACUUGCUUUGAAUAUUUAUUGAGUUCUGAUCUAAAGGGAAAAUAAGGCGGUGUGUUCCUCCGCGAGGAGAAAUAUUGUAUUAUUAUUAUCGUUUUUUUUAAUUUAAUUUGACAUUUUCAAAAAGAUUCUAGUGAAAAUGUCGCCAGGAUUAUUUCCAAUAUGUAAAUAUGUCGAAUAUGUAAACUUGUAUUUGUUGUCAGUUAUUGUUUCUAUUCUUUGUUUUUUCUUUUCUUUCCGGGCAGUUUUGUACACUUACUAAUUCCAAGAAAAUAUUUUAAUAUGAUUUCAUUUCUGAAUCUGAGCAUUUCUAUAUAAAUAUUUAUUUCUUCAAUGUG